CUCAGAAGAUUAAAGACCAAACGCUUCCUCUUCCCACAGAUAAGGAAGAAGAGAACGAAGAAAGCUCGGAUCCAACAAUGGCGAUUUCUACUUUAACACUCACAUCAUCUCACUACACAAGUUCCUUCAGACCCACCAUCUGUUCUUCUUCUUCUUCGUCGUCAUCGUCAUUCUCAUGUCUCUGUUCUUCUUCUUCUUCCACCGAUGGCCAGCAGAAACAGAGGAGCUUAACCGGCGCGAAGAAGAACGUUUUCGGAGUGGGUUUAGGCCUUUUAGCUGCCACGAUUCUCUCUAUAACGCCUCUGGACGCAGACGCCACGAGGAUUGAGUACUACGCCACUGUUGGAGACCCUCUCUGCGAAUACAGCUACGCAAAAUCAGGGCUUGGAUUCUGCGAUAUCGCAGUUGGGUUCGGUGAUAAAGCCCCACGUGGCGUACUCGUCAAUGUCCAUUACACGGCUAGGUUUGCAGAUGGAACGUUGUUUGACAGUACAUAUAAGCGUGCAAGACCACUUACUAUGCGGAUUGGUGUGGGCAAGGUUAUAAGGGGUCUAGACCAAGGGAUUCUUGGAGGCGAAGGAGUACCUCCUAUGCGAGUAGGGGGAAAGCGCAAACUUCAGAUUCCACCUAAGUUAGCUUAUGGACCAGAGCCUGCAGGAUGCUUUUCCGGUGACUGUAACAUACCUGGCAAUGCAACUUUGCUAUAUGAUAUCAAUUUUGUUGAGAUCUACCCUGGAAGUAACACAAGAUGAAGCCUGCCAACUCCAGUUUCGUUCUGUAAAGGAAGAAAUAGCUAUGUAUAUGAUGUAUAUCGCCAGAUUCUCUAGCUCUUAUCAUAUGUAAACAUUGACAUUUUUCCACUAUAACCCAAUGAGUAGUUUGCUCUUGAAGAAUAAGACAUAACUCAUAUACGUAA
This is a messenger RNA of Brassica rapa (field mustard), 916 nucleotides long. Its product is annotated as photosynthetic NDH subunit of lumenal location 4, chloroplastic. Gene Ontology annotation, cellular component: chloroplast. Lineage: Eukaryota; Viridiplantae; Streptophyta; Magnoliopsida; Brassicales; Brassicaceae. The record is from RefSeq and is a predicted model, not a curated record. Gene Ontology annotation, molecular function: peptidyl-prolyl cis-trans isomerase activity.